ACUUGUCCUCUCGCUUGCACUCUGCUCUCACUGCCUCGCCGCGAGUGCUAGACAAAUAUGCAUGAAGAAGAAAAAAAACGCUCACGAGUCACGACCGACCAAUGCAACAGCGAAUCCCUCAGUCCCACAGAACAUCCCCUCGGACCUCUCCCCUGCGGAUAUAGCCGCGGUUCUGCCAAAAGACAGACACAAAGGAACGACGMAUAUGAAUUCGUUUUCAACAGGGAGCUGAAGCUGGACAGCCAACACGGAUGAGCCCUGUCUCACUCACUCCUCUUCAUGCCUCCAUGACGUGCGUUUCUCCUUUUUUUUCAGUCAACAAUUAAUCUGAGACCAACACGCUCGAUGACCGAACGUGGUCCAUAUUUUUCACAGCUGUAAUUGCUUUACGCGUUUUGAGAUCGGCUACCUGGACUUGACAAGACAGCACAGAAGCAGUGUUUCCGAACACCGUCCAAUGAUCAAUACUUUUCUUGCGGAAAAGAGAAGCAUCUUGGUGACUCAUAGGCUACUCUUGAAUUAUUUGCUUUAUGUUGACUCUUACUGACAAUUCAUGCGCGCCUGACUUCAAUGUGGGAAUCCUGCGUUUUUUUUGCAUUCCGCCUUUUGGAUGGUGAUAACCACGCGACAGCAAAUCCCGCGCUGGUUUCCCGCACGUUCGGGCAGUUAGUCGUUAAAUAGCUAUUACUUGCUAAUGCCGGGUGUAUCGGAGAUGCCACAGGUGCAUGGUAUGGGUUUUAUAUGAAGCAGAUGCUCAAAGAUCACAUAUUAUUAAGUSUACGAAUAUGAAUGAGUACAUGAUUCUGUUGCGUGUGUUUUUUUAUCAGCUUGGAUAGAUAGUUGAAUACGGUUGUGAGGCGAAGUAAUUUAUCUGCCUUCUGAACUGCAAACAACUUCAAUGUCCCUCCGCAUUCUGUAUAGCUAUUAACCCAGACUGRAACACAAUGGACCUCAAAGUAGAAUCUGAAGAAAUGGACUGCAAAAAGCCACCCGCUAUUGAGGUUUUUGCUCACAACUCAACGCUGCACGGKAUUUCGCACAUCUUCACCUAUGAGCGAGCCUGCAUCAAGCGCUGUCUAUGGGUCGUGUUCUUCCUGGGCUCCUUGACUUUAUUACUGUUUGUGUGCGUGGACCGAAUACACUUCUACCUGGAGUAUCCGCACGUCACCAAACUGGACGAGAUCUCGACCCCGAUGAUGGUAUUCCCCGCUGUCACGUUCUGCAACCUAAACUUUUUCCGCUUCAGUCACGUGACGCGKAAUGACCUGUACCACGCAGGGGAGCUGCUCGCGCUGCUCAACCAGAGGUAUGAGAUUAGGGACACCCACCUGGUGGAGGACAGUGUUCUGGAGGCCCUGAAGGACAAAGCUGACUUCCACAACUUCAAGCCCCGCCCAUUCAACAUGCGCGAGUUCUAUGACCGCACAGGACAUGACAUCAAGGACAUGUUGCUGGCGUGUCAAUUCCGGGGGGCCGAGUGCAGAGCCGAGGACUUCCAAGUGRACAUCUGA
Messenger RNA from Salvelinus sp. IW2-2015, 1511 nucleotides. NCBI's taxonomy places the organism in Eukaryota, Metazoa, Chordata, Actinopteri, Salmoniformes, Salmonidae. The record is from RefSeq and is a predicted model, not a curated record.